Molecule: messenger RNA, 762 nt
Organism: Schistosoma mattheei
Lineage: Eukaryota; Metazoa; Platyhelminthes; Trematoda; Strigeidida; Schistosomatidae
Source: the annotation of a GenBank genome assembly
AUGGAUUAUGAAAACGUGCUACUUGUGAAAAAUGAAGUGUUUGUCUAUCAGAUUCUUUCAAGACAGUCUAAUCGGGGUUACAGGGCUAAUAACUGGAACCUAGAAACUCCUAUGUGGACUGGAAGACUUCGUGUUAUCGCCAAAGGUAAAGAUCUCGUGAUACGAUUGGAAGAUAAGAAUUCUGGACAGCUAUAUGCUGAAUGCCCAGUGGACUCAUUUCCUGGGAUAUCCGUUGAACCAGUUAUUGACUCAAGUCGAUUUUUUGUUAUUCGAUUAAUGAAUGAUAAUGGUGAAACUAAAUUUGUAGGGAUUGGUUUCGCAGAACGUGCGGAUUCUUUUGACCUUAAUGUAGCAAUUCAAGACCAUUUCAAAUGGUUAAAACAGGAAAAAGAAGCUAAAGAAAUGGAAGAAAACGCGAGCAACCAACCAGCUAAAGAUAUGAGUUUCAAAGAAGGGGAAAAAAUAAAAUUAAAUCUGAAUACCCGUCGUACAGGGGAUGAUCCAAAUCCCAAAUCAAAAGUUACACGCCCCCUUACUUCUGGAUUAUCGGGUGGUCUACUGCCCCCUCCGCCGCCGCCGGCAGUUUCUCGGUCUCGUGGUAGUCGCGUUGUAGGAGAUACCGCCCCAGUAUCCGGUAACUUAUUUAACAGUGACCCGUCACAACCAAACUAUACAAAUCCUGUGUGCACACCGAACGUUCCAUCGACCACUUCAAACGUCGACCUUCUAAGUGAUUUCCUCGGGAAUUCUGGGCAGUUCUGA